CACCCCCCCCUCUCUCUUUCUCUCUCUCUCUUCCUCCUUCGCGCUCUUUUGCUUGUUGAGCUUUUGUUUCCCUGUCACUUACACAGGAAGCCUUAGUGAGAGUAUAUAGGAGAGCACGCAUGGCUGGAUAGUUUACUUCGGAAUUCACAGAGCAGCUCGUUUCCCCGGGAGGUGGACGAGUGGGUGACCGUCCGUCUUCCUUCUUUGGCUCCCCGUCUUGGGUCAUCUGCUCUGAUAAUCGACCCGUCAACUCAAAGCUGCGUCAUAGAGGACCGGAGACGACGAGGGCACGACUAUGAUCGAGCAGAUCUUACAUCCGGAGCAGCAUGGAUUUCUUCUUCCAGCGUCAUUUCCAUCGAUGGAACAAGAGACAGAAAUACCCGAUCGCCGUAUGUCAACCCGGACCCGCAGUCCUGGUCAGCAAAGCGCGGAGGCGUUCUAGCGUCGGCCUGCCGUCGGCGGCGCUGCUGGAAAGCAGGCGCUCCUCGAGCGGCUUGCCAUUGCUUCCCUAUCAGAGGCGGCCCAGCGUUGGCGUUUUGGUGGCCAGUGGACAGAGGCGACAGUCCGUCAAAGAUGUGGCUCGUACCGACUCGAGCGAAUCGGCGGAAGAAUCCGGAACCGAGAGACCCGAUAUGUCAAUUCGAAGAGACCGGAGACCAUCUCAAUACAAACGUAACGCUCGGCGCUGUUCCGCUGCCUUCUCCGGCGGGCGGCGAAGAAUGGCCGUGCGAUACUCUCGCCCCGUCAAUGAAAAGUCCAUCGAACCUCAUUUGCUCGGUUCAUCCAUGUUACUCGCAAGCGUCGUCCAGAUGGGCAGCGGCGGGAAUGAAAAGCAAGAGGAAGAAUCUGCCGUCUCGCUUUGUUCCUGUUCCGGGUCGGAUGAUGAGCGAGGCGAGCGGGGGGUAAAAACGGCGAGCGGCGAAGAAGAUGGCAGGUCCGGAUCUCCGGCGCUCGCAGCCCAAGCGAUUACGAGAAAGCGCAUUAAACCCCGACCCUUCCUCCGACCUCCGCGCUGUCUAAGACGGAACUCCUCCCAUCUCCUCCCAGCUGAGUCCGUCUAUCGGAACAGCGAAACGCUUUAUGGGCUUUAUGGGCGCUAUCAUCAUCGAAGGUCAAGUCAAAGUACUCAAGCUCUCAAUAGCCUGCUUCGGACUUCCGACGAUCUGAAGUCGGAUCUCGAGGCGCUCCUUUGUGAACCUGCACUCCCUAAAAGCUGCUCUUCACCUCCCGGGGGAUCGGAGGGGUUGACAUACUAUGAUCCAUAUCUGGAAACAUGGGAGAACUUCCUAUCAAAAGCAAUAGCAAAAUCUGGCCUGCACCAUCUGCCCGGUCAGCCCGGUACAUCAUCAUCAUUAAAUCGAGCAGAACCAGAAGCGAUUAUCCGCAGCACUGUUGACUGGACUGAGUCUGCUCAGCAUGGAGAUCAUAUCUGGUUCGAGACGAAUGUGUCUGGAGACUACUGUUAUGUGGGAGAACAACACUGUAUUGCAAGAGCACUGCAAAAGUCAGUCACCCGGAGAAAGUGUGCUGCCUGCAAAAUAGUUGUCCACACAAUCUGUAUGGAACAACUGGAGAAGAUCAACUUCAGAUGCAAGCCAUCAUUCAGGGACUCGAGUUUCAAAACCACUCGAGAGCCCAACAUUGUACGGCAUCACUGGGUGCAUCGAAGAAAACAAGAGGGAAAAUGUAAACAAUGUGGCAAGGGCUUUCAGCAGAAGUUUGCUUUCCACAGUAAGGAAAUUGUUGCCAUUAGCUGUUCGUGGUGCAAACAGGCGUUUCACAACAAGGUGUCCUGUUUCAUGAUACACCAAAUCGGCGAGGUUUGUCCAAUAGGAGCUCACGCUGCCCUCAUAGUUCCACCCUCUUGGAUCAUUCGAGUUCGACGUUGCCAGGCAUCAAUGAAGUCAAGUAAGAAGAAAAAAAGGACAUCCUUCAAGAGAAAAAGCAGUAAAAAAGGAGCUGAGGAGGUACGACAGUGCAAGCCCUUCAUCAUCCGGCCCAUUCCUUCCCCGUUGAUGAAACCCCUGGUGGUGUUUGUCAACCCCAAAAGUGGAGGAAACCAGGGGGCAAAAAUCCUUCAGUCUUUCAUGUGGUAUCUGAACCCAAGGCAGGUUUUUGACCUGAGCCAGGGAGGACCCAGUGAGGGCUUGGAGUUGUACCGGAAAGUUCAUAACCAAAGGAUUCUGGCCUGUGGAGGGGAUGGAACGGUUGGGUGGAUCCUGUCUUGCAUCGAUGAACUUGGGUUAAAUCCUCAACCUCCCGUUGCAGUGUUACCACUUGGGACAGGAAAUGACCUUGCCAGGACUCUCAACUGGGGAGGGGGCUAUACCGAUGAACCCCUGACCAAAAUCCUGUCUCAUGUCGAGGAGGGAACCGUGGUCCAGCUUGACAGGUGGAAUCUACACGUUGAAGCCAACCCCACCGCAGGGGCUGAGGUGGAUGAGCAGCAAAGUGAUAAGCUUCCCCUGGAUGUGUUCAACAAUUACUUCAGCCUUGGCUUUGAUGCACAUGUAACCCUCGAAUUCCAUGAGUCACGAGAAGCCAACCCAGAGAAGUUUAACAGUCGUUUCAGGAAUAAGAUGUUCUACGCUGGGACGGCAUUCUCGGAUUUCCUGAUGGGAAGUUCCAAAGACCUGUCGAAACACAUCCGAGUUGUGUGCGAUGGGACCGAUUUAACAUCCAAGGUUCAGGAUUUGAAGCUCCAAUGUCUGGUCUUUCUCAACAUCCCCAGGUACUGUGCCGGUACCACACCUUGGGGAAACCCAGGCGAACAUCAUGACUUUGAACCUCAGCGCCACGACGACGGCUACAUUGAGGUCAUUGGGUUCACCAUGACAUCAUUGGCUACGCUUCAGGUCGGCGGUCAUGGCGAGAGGUUGAAUCAAUGCCGUGAAGUAACCCUCACCACCACAAAGGCGCUUCCUGUACAGGUGGAUGGCGAACCAUGUCGACUCGCUCCCUCCAUCAUCAACAUCAGCCUCAGAAACCAGGCCAACAUGGUGCAGAAAACCAAACGGCGGGCAUCGUUGCCACACCUCAAUGACCAACAGCGGGUCCCAGAAAGGCUGAGGCUUCGUGUCAGCAGAAUCAGCAUGAGUGACUAUGACGCUCUGCACUAUGACAAGGACAAAUUGAGACAAGCGUCUAUUCCAUUGGGACUUAUAGUAGUUCCCGGAGACAGCGACUUGGAGACGUGUAGAGAACACAUCCAGCGUUUACAAGAGGACAUCUCCUUUGUCCACUCUUCUUUGAGAUGUGUGGGACUUCAGGAGGAAGCUGUCAAGACGAAGAAUGUUUCCUUGCAGCGAUUGUCGCCAAAGUGGUGUUUCCUCGAUUCGACAACGGCCGACCGUUUUUAUAGGAUCGACCGAGCACAGGAACAUCUCAACUACGUGUCCGAAAUCUCCCACGAGGAACUUUUUAUCCUCGACCCGGAACUGAUUGUUACGAUGACGGUCGGCACCUCCCCAACGGCCAUGCCCGACCUGGUUCAUCCUUCCCCCCGUUCGGCCGAAAACAGGGCAAGCACCUUAUGUCAGAACCCCGAUGAAGUGUUUGUCUUCCCCGUGUCUCCCUGUCUUUCUCCAAUUUCGCCUUCUUCAAACAAGAUGAACAGUGACAGCCCCGCCUCAGCACCGAGUUCAACACCCGAGGUCAGAAAACUACGAAGAAAAGGUUGCAUCCAGCGCUCUGUCACCACUCCUGAUGAGCUGAAGCCUGUCAUGAGACUUGAAACGUGUCAAAAGUCAAGUGAUGCAGGAAGAGAAGAAGAAAAAGAGCUGUUGAUGCAGUGUGUAAAGACCAACAACUUGAAAAAGCUACAGGAGCUGCAUGAGAAAGGAUGUGACCUGACAUGUGUCGACGAAUCGGGCUGCAGCCUGCUGCACCACGCUGUCAUCGCGGGAAGCAAGGAGAUGGUCCGCUUCAUCCUUGACAACGCUCCAAAGGACCUCAUUGAUAAGACGGAAGACAUUCACGGCGAAACGGUUCUUCAUCGGGCCGCGUCACUGUGUCGCAGGACCAUCUGUCACUACCUGGUAGAAGCGGGAGCCUCGCUGAUGAAAACCGACAUGCAGGGCGACACCCCAAAGAACCGGGCCGAGAGGGCUCACGACGCUGAGCUGGCAGCUUACCUGGGGAACCGGCAGCACAACCAAAUGAUCCAGAGGGAGGACCAAGAAACGGCCGUCUAAGCCUUUUCGGAAGCGCGAGAAGCUGCCGGGUGACGGUGGAGCUGUGCCAAAAGUCGCCACGAUGAGGACACGUCAAACACGUAUUGAUCAAGAAACAACUCAGGACAUUUCCUGGAAUCGGAGUGGAACAUUAACGGAUGUCUCGGACCUUUUUAUUUGAUUUUUUUUUUUUUUUUUUACUUUUACAUUGUUUUUUUUCAGCCAUGAAGGGGCCAUUCAUGUGAUGUUUGUUUUUUCUUUCAUUUUCCGUUUGGACCCAGUUUCCCUCCACAUGACUGACAAAGCAAAAACAAAACUAGAAGCCUUUAGAAAGUGCUUUUGCUAUUCUAGUUGUACUUUUUGUUGUUGCCUUUUUUUUUUUUAACUUAAGUGCGCAUAGUAAAUUAUUUGAUAAGUUGCUUGCACGGCAGCUAGCCAAAUAUUCACACACCAAAAAGAAUAAGAAUCACAUUUAUUGGUUUGAAAACUUUAGAAAUUGAUGUUAGCAUCUCGACCUUGCGAGCGCAUUUACUUUUAUUCAUACUUGCCAAUAAUAUCUGACGAUUAAGUUGAUACACUGGUUGUGUUUGUCGUUUUGUCGUAUCUAAUGUAGUUUUUGAAAUUGUCAUGAGGUAAUAAAAACAUUUUCCAGUGGUUUCAGUUUG
Molecule: messenger RNA, 4837 nt
Organism: Hippocampus zosterae (dwarf seahorse)
Lineage: Eukaryota; Metazoa; Chordata; Actinopteri; Syngnathiformes; Syngnathidae
Product: diacylglycerol kinase zeta-like
Exons: 37
Coding region: 327-4193 (1288 amino acids)
Biological process (GO): diacylglycerol metabolic process; intracellular signal transduction; lipid phosphorylation
Cellular component (GO): nucleus
Molecular function (GO): ATP-dependent diacylglycerol kinase activity; protein binding
Source: RefSeq, a predicted model, not a curated record